GAGGGAAUGUUUACAUUUGAGAGAGAGAGAGAGAGAGCGAGAGAGAGAGAGAGAGAGGCGGGUCAGGCGGCAGCUCUCACAAGUACCUCACAGAACUCUUGUCAGUGAAUGUCACGAGGAACACGCACGAGGAGCGAGGUUGUGAGGGGAAAGUGAGAUGCAGAUGAUGUCCCUGAACAGCACGGUGCGAGUGUCGGGCGAGGAACCUGACCCGGGGCGAGAGGAGAGGUCGGGCCGGGUGAGGGAGGUGGGCAACCAGGCGGUGUGGUCACUCUCCUCUUGCAAGCCAGGGUUUGGUGUGGAGCAGCUGAGGGAUGACUGCCUGGACACUUACUGGCAGUCUGAUGGGCCACAGCCUCACCUUGUCAACAUUCAGUUCCGCCGCAAGACAACCAUACAGGACGUGUGGAUCUAUGCGGACUACAAGGCUGAUGAGAGCUACACCCCAAGCAGGAUCUCCAUUCGCUGUGGGACUCACUUCAACGACCUGCAGGAGAUAGAGGUGGUGGACUUACAUGAGCCGAGUGGUUGGCUGCUCAUACCCCUCAAGGACAUCCAGGAGAGGCCCAUCCGCACCUACAUGGUCCAGAUUGCAGUGCUGUCCAACCACCAGAAUGGCCGAGACACUCACAUGCGCCAGAUCAAGAUACACUCCCCUGUUGUGAACACUGUGGUGGCAGUGGAGUGUGUGGGCGCUUUCACCUCGCCUAUCUUCAAGCGGUAUGGUGUCAUUCGAUGAUUGUGUGUGUGUGUGUGUGUGUGUGUGUGAGGUAUGUAGGUUUUGGGUGAGUGAGGGUGAGUUUAUAAGAAAGAGGGUAUGUUGUGAAAUUGAGAGGGGUAUAUUUGGGUUUUGUAUGAGAGGGAGGGGAGUAAGUAUGUGUGUGUGCCAGUAUUAGAGGGAAUUAGAUCUUGUAUCCUGUGAUUUCUUCCUUAAGGGUUAAGCCUCGUCAGGGAAAUGGAUAGACGAUGACAAAAUAUUUUUUAUUUCUUAAAAACUUCAAACUUUGUGCAAAAAACUACAAGAUAAACUGAUAAUUGCACAAAAACACUUUUCACUAGUUUUUAUAUUUUUUACAAGACAUUAACUACUUUGCAUAUCAUAGUGUUUAGAUGCUUGACAAGACAACGUGAAAACCAAUUUAUCAAGCAACAUGAAAACCAAUUUAGAGUCGUUGAAUACUGACUGCCACACGAGAAGCCUUGCUUGUGAUGGCAGGAGAAGGAAGGACAGACACACAGUUCAUCACUUUUUCUCACCUAAAAACCCCAACAAUAAAUAUGCAAUAAAUAAAAUGCAAUAUGACACUUGGUCCUGACAAAAAAAUGUACAUCACACACACACACACACACACACACACACACACACACACACACACACACACACACACACACACACACACACACACACACA
This is a messenger RNA of Scylla paramamosain (green mud crab), 1411 nucleotides long. RefSeq names its product anaphase-promoting complex subunit 10-like (gene APC10). Bases 158 to 739 code for a protein of 193 amino acids. The transcript has 4 exons. Gene Ontology annotation, biological process: protein K11-linked ubiquitination; anaphase-promoting complex-dependent catabolic process. The record is from RefSeq and is a predicted model, not a curated record. Gene Ontology annotation, cellular component: anaphase-promoting complex. NCBI's taxonomy places the organism in Eukaryota, Metazoa, Arthropoda, Malacostraca, Decapoda, Portunidae.